CGGGCGGAGCGGAGGCGGAUCCGGAACCUCUCGUGUGGCUGCAAAGCGCAACGUUUCACGUCCUAAUUUUAGUUUGUCUGAGGCUGUUUUGAGCCGUCAUGGCCUCACUAAAGAUAGCAGAGCGAUAAGUUGCUGGGGUUCCAAACCGACGCCGUAUGGAAGCGGACAGCGGGGAUGAGUUUAUUGUGAAAGUCCAGUGUGGAACACACAGUAGCCAACGGCCUCAACGGAGGGAGCAUAGGCACACUCAGCAAGAGCUCCUGCUGUAUAGAUGGAGCGGUUCCACUGGUUGCAGCAUCGCUGUCGACAGCUGUUGGCAGGCAACUCUGGGCAAGGCUGGUACUCUGUGCCUGAUGGACUAUCAAACAAAAGCUCCCUGGACAACCACAACUCCCAACACAGAUUCAGAGGGAAGCGGAGAAUGGUGUUGGCCUGUCAUGGGCCUCACCAACAAGAGUUCCAAGCUGUUUCCAAAAACUAUAAGGGAAAUGCAAUCCGCACUACCAAAUACAACUUGUUGACUUUCAUCCCCAUGAACCUGUUCCAGCAGUUUCAUAGGGCUGCCAACCUCUAUUUCCUGUUCCUAGCAUUGCUGAACUGGGUGCCAGUUGUUGAAGCGUUUCAGAAGGAAAUUACCAUGAUUCCUCUGCUGGUGGUUCUCACUGUUAUUGCCGUCAAAGAUGCCCUGGAAGACUACAGACGGUACUUGUUUGACAAAAAGGUCAACAACAGUGUUGUGCGAGUGUUCUGCGGCACACAGAAAACCUACAUUGACCAGUGCUGGAUGGAUGUGCGUGUUGGAGACUUUGUACGCUUGUCCUGUAAUGAAAUCAUCCCUGCUGACAUGCUGCUGCUGUAUUCCUCUGACCCUCGUGGGGUUUGUUACAUUGAAACUGCCAAUUUGGAUGGCGAGACCAACCUGAAACAGAGAGAGGUGGUUUCAGGCCUCCCUUUUCAGGGAGUAGAGUUCACCCCUGAGAGCUUCCACAGUCGUAUUGAGUGUGAGAACCCCAAGAAUGACCUCAGCAGGUUCAGAGGUUACAUAGAGCAUUCCAGUGGGGUUCGUGUUGGCCUCCAUAGCAGUAACCUCCUGCUUAGGAGCUGCACCAUUCGCAACACUGAGACUGUGAUAGGCAUUGUGGUUUAUGCUGGUCAUGAGACUAAAGCUAUGAUGAACAACAGCGGGCCGAGAUAUAAGCGUAGCAAGCUGGAGAAACGUCUGAACACAGAUGUCCUGUGGUGUGUGUUCCUCCUCCUCAUCAUGUGUCUGAGUGCUGCUAUAGGUCAUGGCCUCUGGCUGAAGAACCACAGUGACCCUGUCUUUCAGGUUGAUGGGGAGAUGUCUCCUGCUUUGGCUGGAUUUUAUGUAUUCUGGACUAUGAUCAUUGUGCUGCAGGUGCUGAUCCCCAUUUCUCUGUACGUGUCCAUUGAGAUUGUGAAACUGGGUCAAAUCUAUUUCAUCCACAAUGACUUAGCCCUGUACAAUGAACAACUGGACUCCAGGAUCCAGUGCCGGGCCCUCAACAUCACUGAAGACCUGGGUCAGAUCCAGUACCUGUUCUCUGAUAAGACAGGAACAUUAACAGAGAAUAAGAUGGUGUUUCGCCGCUGCAGUAUCUUUGGGGUUGAAUAUCCUCAUGAGGAAAAUGCUCGGAGGCUGGAGGUGUAUGAGGCAGACAGUAACGAAGCAGCUGGUUGCUCUGUGACUCUGAAGUCAGGCUGCAGUGGCAAAUCUCUGAGCUGUCGUUCCCUUAGCUGCAACCGCAGCUCUGUGUCUCUGCACACACUCACUGCUGAGCCGGCGGAGGAGGAGGACCAACUGUCCACUCAUGUCCAGCCCAGGUCCAGUGCCUUCUGCAGCCGCAUGACAAAGGAGGUGGUGCCAGACCCUCAGCUGGUGAGAAAGUUCAACUUGCUCUGCUCUCCUGUGGUCCACCUGACUGAGUGCUGCUCUGAGAACCCAUCCUCCUUGGAGCUCACAUACAUCACUGACUUCUUCCUGGCUCUGGCGAUCUGUAACAGUGUGGUGGUCUCCUCACCUAGCCGGCCUCCACAUGAGGUGCCUGAAAUACAAACACCUCUCAAGUCCUUGGAAGAAAUUAAGCUGAUGUUUCAGCGCUUCAGCUUCUCUCCUUUCUCAGCCCUCUCCUCCCACUCAAUUCCUCCUCCCAUCAAAGGCAGCCCUCACAGCUGCGCCAGCAGGCUGUUCACACGAGGGAAAACUGGCUCCCUCACUUUCUCUACACCUCCUAACGAUACCACAGACAGGUCAGACAUAGGCCAAGAAAGCAAACUGGAAACCACCAACCAUAAGGGUGAGCUGGACUCAUCUGCCGUAAGGGAGAGAGAAGAUGCUGUACAGAUGGAGGACUGGGAGACAGAUGAUAAUUUCAGGGAUGCAAAGACAAACCCUGACAUGGCCGUGCAGGCUGUGGAGAACCUGAACAGAGAAAUUGCCUCUGAUGGGGACACUCAUCAUGAACUGCUGUAUGAGGCAGAGAGUCCAGAUGAGGCAGCUCUGGUCCAUGCAGCGCAGGCGUAUCGCUGCACCCUGAGGGGUCGCUCUGCAGACAGCCUGCUGGUGGAUCUGCCAGGACUUGGCUCUCUGGCUGUCCCACUGCUCCACAUUUUGCCCUUUGACUCUAACAGGAAGAGGAUGUCAGUGGUGGUCCGCCACCCACUCACAGGACAGGUAGUGGUUUACACCAAGGGAGCAGACUCUGUCAUCAUGGACCUGGCUGAGACUCCUAAGGGUGAAGAGCAGGCUCUGGACAUGUACAGUCACAUCAGAGAACAAACCCAAAAACAUCUGGAUACCUAUGCCAGAGAAGGCCUCCGCACACUCUGCAUCGCUAAAAAGGGUCUAGAUGAGAAAGAGUAUGACGUGUGGCUGAAGGGACAGCUGUUGGCAGAGAGCAGCAUAGAGAACAGAGAGGAGCUGCUGCUGGAGUCAGCUGAGAGAUUGGAAACCAACCUCACUCUACUGGGUGCAACAGGGAUUGUAGAUAGACUGCAGGAGGAGGUCCCAGAGACCAUUGAAACCCUUCAGAGGGCUGGGAUCAAAGUCUGGGUUCUCACUGGAGACAAACAGGAGACUGCCAUCAAUAUUGCCUACGCCUGCAAACUUCUCCAUGCCAGUGACCAGCUGCUGACAGCCAACUGUGGAAGCAAGGAUGCAUGUGCAGCUUUACUUGAGGAGCUCAAACUGGAAGUCCAGUGUGGUGAAGGUAGUUUGACUGACCUGACUGCAAGAGUGGAAUCCUCCUUAGUCAGUGUGACUGGAUUUAUUCUGGUUAUCGAUGGCCAGACCCUUAACUGGGCCCUGCAGGAGGAACUGAAGAGCAAUUUUCUGGAGCUGACCUGUAGAUGCAAGGCAGUCAUUUGCUGCCGGUCCACUCCGCUGCAAAAGAGCCAAGUUGUUCAACUGAUCCGGGACCAGCUUGGUGUUAUGACCCUCGCUGUGGGUGAUGGAGCUAAUGAUGUUAGCAUGAUUCAGGUGGCUGAUGUGGGCAUUGGGAUAUCUGGUCAGGAGGGAAUGCAGGCUGUCAUGUCCAGCGACUUUGCCAUUUCCAGGUUUAAACACCUUAGUAAACUGCUGCUGGUGCAUGGACACUGGUGUUACUCUCGUCUUGCAAACAUGAUCCUCUACUUUAUCUACAAAAAUGUGAUGUAUGUGAACCUGCUGUUCUGGUAUCAAUUUUUCUGUGGUUUCUCUGGGAGUGUCAUGACCAACUCUUGGGUGCUCAUCUUCUUCAACCUGCUCUUCACUUCCAUUCCUCCUCUCAUCUACGGCAUCCUUGACCAAGAUAUACCUGCAGACACUCUGAUGGAGCUACCUGAGCUCUACCAGGCUGCACACACUUCCAAGGUCUAUGUUCCCAAUAUGUUCUGGAUCACGGUCGUGGAUGCUUUUUACCAAAGCCUUGUUUGCUUCUUCGUGCCUUACUUUGCAUUUGCAGGAUCAGACGUUGGAGAGCUGUCCUUUGGUUCGCCGAUCAAUGCCUCAGCACUCCUCAUCAUUCUACUGCACCAAGUCAUCGAGAGUAAAACUCUGACGUGGAUUCAUGUACUCGUGUUGCUGCUCAGCGGUGGCUUCUACUUUGGCUUUGUGCUACUCUUUAGUGUGAUCUGUGUGACCUGCAGCCCUCCUACCAACCCACUGGGAGUAGAAACACUCCAGAUGUGCCAGCCUCUCUUCUACAUCGUAUGUGCCCUCACUAUUGUGACGGCUCUUCUCCCCAGACUGUUGUUUCGAGCUCUACACAACACCUUGUACUCCUCUGCUGUGUGGAAAUCAGCUCAAAUGGACAAAAUGGAUUCAGAAGAGUACUGCAGGAAAAUGCAGUGUUGCACACUAAGCCGCUCAAGAGGCAACAGGGUGCCGGUGUGUGCUGACAACGCUGGCCUGGAGCCCAGCAUGGCAGAAGUGGUGUCCUGACCUUCCUCCACACACACACACACACACACACACAUACACAUGCACACAAAGUCCUGAGGGUUAAGGAAAGACUACUGACAUUUAUGACAAAGAGAAUUAUUUUUUUAAUGCAAUAAAGGGUUUCUUUUCUGUCACACUCCUCCACAGCUUGAUAGCUUCAGCUGGUAUACUGCUCAUUUUGCUACGCAUAAACAGCCAAAGAACUUUAAGAAUAAUUUGCUGUGAAGAAACCAUUUUUUAACUGGACAACUAAUACUUAUGGAAUGAAACAGACUGAGGAGUAUCUGCUGAAAUAUCUCACCAAGCAUUUAUGGGAACAGAAGCUAUGAAACUGAGCAUCAUGUAAAACAAUAAAGAGGACCAGUUAUUGUAAUUUCUAGCUCUAUUUUGAAUACCGGGACUCCCGAAAAGUAGUUUUGCACGAUUCACAGUUCAAAAGAAUCUUUUUAUCUUGUACUGGCCCUUUAUGCAUCCUCAGUGUGAAAUGACGAGUGUUGGCUCCUGUCUCUUUCAGGACCCACUCUCUAAAAGCCCAUCUUCUUCUCAGUGGUCAGCUUCCAGAAGCCAGCACACCAUGCUUGUGAGCUAUACUGCUUGAGUUUCAGGAGUUUGCCUUGCUUGGGGCAGAUGACCAUGUAAAUAAAUCCAUGGUCAGCAUGAAAGAAAAGCACAGUAGGUUCCCUUUAAAGAUGUUUAAAAAUGCAUCAUUUGAACAUGAUGAAGUCAUCAAGUCAUUAACAUUUUGACAUUAGCCAUAGAAGAAUGAACUAGCCUCUGCUGGCCUUCAGUUUCUGCAGCAGUUUCCUUUGUGAGUUUUUGUUGUACACCUGCAAGGCUACGUUCACACAGCAGGUGAAAGUCAUUAAUCUGAUUUUUCUUUUCUUAUAUAUAAGUUGUCUUUCAACCAUAACUUGUGAAAAGUGUUGUUCAGUUGUCACAGUGAUAGCUGAUCCAUGAACAGAGAAAAGAGUUACCAUCCACUCAAGAAAAAUGUCAUGCAGUGUGAAAGUAGCAAAAGAGAUUUCUUGAUGGCACAAACAGGAAAGAGUUGUUCUUUCGACACAAAUGAGACGAGCAUGAUCAGAAUACAAUUAUUACUUGGAUAGAGGCAUAGCAGGACCAGUACCAUUUAUGUGUGUGAUUAUUGGUUAAUGUUAACUGCAGAAUCUUCACAGACAUGUUAACUACAGUAUACCAAGUUACCUUUUUUCACCAAAUCAUCUUGUAGCGCAUUUGACUCUGGUAUCUUUUUAAUCUUUAUAUAACUUGAUGAUGAACAAACACAUGGCAUGCUGCUUGGAGUGUGUUUACAGACCUUUGAGCUGUGGGUGUGAGCAAUGACAGAUCAUACCAUGAGUGGCCUGUUUCUGUGUGCUCAGCUGCUGUCUUUGCAGUGGUGGCAGCAGCUGGGGUGAAUGAAGGAUUAAUCAGAGUCAUGCUGACUUCAUUUUGGACCAGUGUGUUUAAUUACUUUUGCAUUUAUAUUGCUGUAAUCAACAUUCAGUAUGGGGCUCUACUAGCAUCUUUACUUGAAAGACAUGAUUGUAGUAUACAACAAAAACUGAUGCUGAGGUGUUUUUCAAGUUAGACCGUUGCGUCUGUAUGAGUCAUAAUUCAUGAGUGGGCUCUACCAACAUGAAUGAAAAUAGACCAGAUUAAAUCAAAAUUGAAAGGUAAUUCUGUUCCCAGUAACCCUGUCUGUAGUAUUUUCAAGCUCUCAAAAUAUAAAGCACUUUGUCCACUAAGGUCGAAAAGUGCUCUAUUAGUGCAGAAAAUUAGUUGUUCAAUUGUAUUCGUUCAAGUUGUGUUGUUAUUAUGAUUAUUAUUGACAAAAACAACUGAUAUUAAUAAUAACUAUUAUUAUAAUAACGACAACAAUGAUGAUGAUAACAAUAAUGAUAAAAACUUGAUAUGGUUUCAUCCUCUUUCCCUUAUACUACUAUUGAGACAACAAAUAUGUGUUUAUGUCAAAUAUUCUGUUUGUCUCACACAAUUAAAUCCAAGUUAUAGGUUUGUUGUGGAUUUUGUGAUUUUGCCAAAUUAAACAUAAAAAUAUUUGUUUGAUCCACAAAUUCUAAUAAUCUCUGUAAUUCAAAUGUUAUUUUGUUCUCAUUGGUCCAGCGUCAGUUGUCUUCCAGUAAAUGCAUUAAGCUACUCAAUUACCCCCAUGCGUAUCACAUUUUGAUCUUUCUAUGAAGGCCUAUCUGAUUAAACUGCUGUCCACAGCAGUCACUGGUGAGACUUUUUAUACCGUCAUUCAGUUGUUUGAUUGAUUGAUCAAAUGAAUUCUACAAACUUUCUGUGACUGUUUGAACUGUUUCAUUGAUCACAAUAAACAGAUUGUUAAUAAGA
Molecule: messenger RNA, 6790 nt
Organism: Stegastes partitus (bicolor damselfish)
Lineage: Eukaryota; Metazoa; Chordata; Actinopteri; Pomacentridae
Gene: atp10d
Product: ATPase phospholipid transporting 10D
Exons: 23
Coding region: 272-4438 (1388 amino acids)
Biological process (GO): phospholipid translocation
Cellular component (GO): plasma membrane
Molecular function (GO): magnesium ion binding; ATP binding; ATPase-coupled intramembrane lipid carrier activity
Source: RefSeq, a predicted model, not a curated record